Molecule: messenger RNA, 2227 nt
Organism: Homalodisca vitripennis (glassy-winged sharpshooter)
Lineage: Eukaryota; Metazoa; Arthropoda; Insecta; Hemiptera; Cicadellidae
Product: ralA-binding protein 1-like
Exons: 12
Coding region: 144-1607 (487 amino acids)
Biological process (GO): small GTPase-mediated signal transduction
Molecular function (GO): small GTPase binding; GTPase activator activity
Source: RefSeq, a predicted model, not a curated record
CUUUUUUUGUAUUACAGUAACAGUCUAUGGUAAUUUAGUGUUGUUUGAGGUUAUGUUCUAGCAAAGCUAGAAUAUAGAAAUGAUUUAGCGAUUAUAAACGUAAAAACUAUUCUUAUCAUUUUGAAAUAGUAGGACUAGCUAAGAUGGAAUUUGAAAGUCCUGAUGUUGAAAAAGAUUUUCCUGGCUUAUAUGCUUCAGAAUCUGGAAAGAAGAGCAAUGAAAGUGAUUUUAGUGAUGAAGCACAUGAACGGGUAUCCAAAAAAGAUCUUCUAAUUGGAAAACGUAAAGACAAGAAAGAUACGAAAAAAGAUCUCCGCUAUGCUACCCUCGAAGGGGAGAGUUCUCCUGAAGAAGACACAGAUGUCAAGAGUCCAUCAAAAGUCAAGAAGUCUAAACCAUUUAAGUUUCCCACAACCAAAAAGGAGAAAAGAGAAAAGUCAAGAGAGAAGGAUGGGAAAGAGAAGGAAACUGACAAGGAUAAGGAUAAGAAGAAAGAUAGUGAUAAGGAUAAAGAGAAGAAGAAAGAGGGCAAAGUGAAGAUCAAACUGAAAGAGAAGAAAAAACUAAAACAUGGAGAGGAAAGCGUGGAGAUAGCAGAGGAGCAGCCAAUAUUUGGAGUGCCCUUAUCAGUGGCUACAGAACGCAACAAGUGCCAUGAUGGCGUGGACAUCCCCCUAAUAGUUCGAGAGUGUAUUGACCAUAUACAGGAGGCUGGUUUAAACCAUGAAGGGUUGUACAAAGUUAGUGGCAAGUCCAAGGCCCAGAGCUUACGUCGACUCUAUAACCAGAGAGAACCGGUGAAUCUCACAGAGUAUGACCUGCCAGUCACAACUAGUUUGCUAAAAUUGUUCCUAAGAGAACUGCCAGAGCCAGUGAUGACAACGGAGCUGUUGCCCAAGUUCGAGGAGGCAGCUGCAGUGAAGGACGUGAGCGUCAGAGCCGUGGAGCUCCGGGCCUUGGUGGAUAAACUGCCUCAGUGUAACUGUCAACUGCUGGGCUGGCUCAUCAGGCACUUUGAGGCUGUAGUCGCCCAUGAGAAGACCAACAAGAUGAACGCCCAAAGUCUAGCCACCACCAUGUCUUCUGUGCUACAAGCAAGUCAGAAGCUUAUAUCUGCUCUCCUCUGCCAUUGUGACUCCCUGUUCCCUGACUGCAAGCUCACCAAGUAUAUUCCCCCUCUGAGUUGUGGGAGUCCAUCUCUUCCUGAGACCAAAGAGGGGAUCACAGAAGAACUACGCAAACAAGAGUCUCUGCUGGGUCAGCUGCACAGUGAGAUGCAUGCCGGCAUCUGCUCCAAGAACAGGGAGGAACAGCUGUGGGAGGUGCAACGAAUCAUCACUCAGCUUAAGAGGAGGCUGCGAGGUCUGGAGCGGGCUGCAGAGUCAACUCAGCGUAGUAUAGAGGAACCGGACUGUGGGCGAGAGGAGGAAUUGAACCUAAGUCUGCAGCAUCAGUCACAGCCACAGCCGCAGUCACCGACACAGCUGGUUGUUGAGGCUGUUGUGGAGAAACCAAACUUGGCUGCUUGCAGUGCUGACUCUUUAGAAAUUCAAGCAGCAGAAAAAUCCUGGUUGGCUAAAAAAAGAAGAAUUGGCUUUGACUUUUGAAACGGAAGAACUUACGAACUUGGCUAAAACAUUGCAAGUGCUAGUAGAGAAUGAAAAAGCCGAAGUGGCACUCCUAAAAUCUCAGAUCAGGGCUCUUGGAGGAAAUCCUAUAUACAGCGGAUUCACAUCGGACAAUGCUGCAGACAACAAUGCCAGCGAAGGAAUGAUAAGUGCUUUUAAAGAAACUGCAAUACUCCAGAAUCACAAGCAAGCAUUGAUCAGCUCCUUACUAGAAGAGCGCCUGGCGUGUGUGGACCUGCGUGUUCAGAUCAAGUUAGCACAGGCAGCUAAAGGUUGAGUUUGUUGUCUCCACAACUUGGACCUCCCCUGCCCCUCUAUGCUCUCUACAUGUAAUCAUUCAGUAGAUUGCUGUUUUGUUAAACAAUAUUUUAUCAAGUGUAUGAUCUGUUACCUUUUGUUAGGGAAAGCAAAAUGUUUGUAUUUCACUUAUAAACAACAUAACUAAUGUAAAUCAAUGUUAGUUAUUUUCAAAAUGAUGUAAUUAUUACUUUCAUUGUGUAGUUAAGGUAGUUGUACAAAUUUAAAAGAGUAAGAUACUCUUAAUAAUUCCACCAUGUCGUAAGUGAGAUUUUAGAAAGUAAUAAAUGAUUACUAAAUGA